Molecule: messenger RNA, 774 nt
Organism: Penicillium hordei
Lineage: Eukaryota; Fungi; Ascomycota; Eurotiomycetes; Eurotiales; Aspergillaceae
Exons: 5
Coding region: 1-774 (257 amino acids)
Source: RefSeq, a predicted model, not a curated record
AUGGUGAAUGUCCCGUGCACGCUGGAUUACAAGGUCCAAAAACGUACAGAGCGUAACUUAGUCCAUGUUCAUGUACACAAAACGACCACGGGCAAAAUGAUGGCCGAAAGCCUUGCCCGAAUCGAUCACCCGAUGCUCAACGUUAAGCGUCGCCGUCUCAUCAAUAUUUUAGUUGUAAAGGAGCACCAUUUUAUUUUCAAGGUCGACCUGUUCACCAAUAUAACUAUAUUGUGUUUCAUCGUCAUCAAGCAAGCACCGAUCACAUCCAUAAAAUGGUUCACCCUCGUGUCAACGGAGAUCGAAGGAGACAGUUUGAGCCUUGCCCGGGUCCAAUGGGAGUUUCGAACUCCGUUGGAGCGAGUAUCUGUUAGAGGCGACUAUCUCAGGCAGCCCCAAAGAAUGGACGAAGAUCCAGAUUUCAUAUGUCACGUAUUGACUCUUGCGCAGCUUCAGGAGCGCAAGCUCGAUUCGUCAAAACCAUCUGUUUACACCGUAUCUGAUUCGCUUCCAAUCCAUCUUCUCGUGACCAACGUAUUAGAUCGAGAAUACAUACUUUGUUACGAGGCCCAGAUAAUCACCGAGCUAUUCAAUGAGCUCAGGAACCCGAAGGAUGCGACAAGGCCCAUGAAAUGGUCUACAAUUCGACGGAGAAAAGUCUCAUACAAGUCUUGUCGUACCUUCGCCGGCCGACUCGUUGCCGGGCUUGUGGCGCCCAGUCCCUUACCCCCCCCCCCCCCGGCGGGGCGUUGGGGGCCUCUUCAAUCAGACAGAUGA